AUGUCGACUAGCCCUCCAUCAUCUGCUAUCAAUCUAACACAAGAAGUUCUAUCAUUUUCCAAUGACGCCUUCUACAGUUUAGUGAACGAACAAUGUGGCAGUGUAGCCGUGGAAAUCAUGAAAGCACAAGACAUCUCAUCCGUCGAAUGUUUGCUGCAGAUCAACAGCAUCUUUUUGUUUUUAGAACUUGAUUCAAACGAUCUCAUCCCGCUAAAGAAAAAAGCAGGAAUUUAUCUUAAUGAUGGGCGUUAUGUGGUGAAGAAAGGAUUAAUGUACAAGGUGAACGCAUUUCUCCAAUCUCUACACGCUCUUAAUCAACAACAUUUAAUUGAUAAUCCUUCUGGUAAUUCGUGCACUUCAUCUGAUGUUAUCAUUUCCAGUGAUAUUUUGGAGAAAUUUCCAUUCAUUAGAACAAUUAUUACCUAUUCAAAGGUCAUCUUGACUAGUAAUGUUGAUUUUACCUUUUUAAACAUUGUUCUCAAAAGCAUAUUCAAUAAUUUAAUUAGUAAUGAAAAAGGUUAUCGUUAUGAUGAUAUUAUUCGUCAAUUUGCAGCGAGUAUCUACAUUCUUGGAGGUCGAACACUCUAUGAGUUUUUACGUUUAAAUAUACCUGCUCUUCUUCCAAGCACACAGAUUAUUCAAUCUUACAUCAUUUCUUCAGAAAAUCGUCUUACAGAAGGACAUUUCAAUUAUGAUUGUAUUAGCAAUUAUUUCAGUUUGAAUAAUUCAUCAUUAGGUUUUUGUGCAGAAGAUUGCACAGCAAUUGUUCCAAAAGUUACAUAUGACACUUCAUCAAAUUCAUUUAUUGGCUUCGCGCGUCCAUUGGAUGCAAACGGAAAACCUAUUGCUGAUUUGUUCUCGACAGAUUCAUUUGCUCGUUUCGAAAAUUGGUAUUCAACUUUUCCAUUAGCUAAAUCAUUAAAUGCUUUUGCUGUUCAACCACUUUCAUCUUUACAGAAUCAAAGCUUGCCAUAUUUACUUACAGCUUUUGGAACAGAUGGGAAGUUCACAGCUAGCGACGUUUUAUCUCGCUGGUACCAUAUCUAUCAAGAGUUCAAGAGUAGAGGUGUGCGCAUAAUUGGUUUUUCCAGUGAUUGUGACAGUCGUUAUUUACUUGCUAUGAAAGCAACACUUGGUUUCUUCGCACAUUUCGUUUUCGAUGAUCAUCCAGAUUUAUUUUCAAUUGAUCUACCUGCAACAUGGUCUUGGUUCUUUAUGCAGCAUGAAAUACUAUUCGUGUGCAUGCAAGAUGCAACUCACAUUUGUACCAAGCUUCGAAAUCGUCUUCUUUCAACAACAACAUCUCUCCUUUUCGGUGAUCAAUUAAUCAAUAUUGAUCCAUUACUUUAUCUCAUUGAUAAUGUCUCAAAGUUCGAUCAUGGACUUGUUCGUUCAGAUGUCAAUCCAAAGGAUAGACAAAACUAUGGAUCAGCAGAAAAGAUUUCAAAUGAUAACGUUUUGAAAUUACUUGAACAAAUUCCAAAUUCUAUUGGCAUUUAUAUAUACUUACAGGCAAUCAAAAGUGUACGACUUGCUUAUAUACAGAAAACAACAAGUAUUAUUGAUCGCAUCUUUCAUGGGUGGACUGCGGUGUUCAUUUUCAGAUUCUGGUUUUUGUGGAUUAACAAAACUGAUAUACAAGGUCUAAAUGACAUUCUGUUAAAUUUAUCUAAUGACAAUGUGCAGUGUGAUGAAUAUCUGAAGCCAAAAUCAAGGUAUUUCAUUACUUAUCAAUCGCAUUUUUCUGUGGAAAUCAACGCUCAUUCACUUGUCUAUCUUACAAUGCUGGUUUCUGAGCAACAGCUUCCUGUUGAAGCUCUCAAGAUCUGGCUCCAAAAUUCUCAAACUUGUGAAGGUAUUUUCAGAUCUGCAAGGUCGAUAUCUAGUGUAUUUUCGUCUGGUGUUAACUUCACCGCCUCCCAAUUUCUUUCUCAAGUUAAUAAGCUGUCAACGUUACAGAAUAUUAAAAAUAAUCAACAUUUAAACUUAUUACGCUUUCCACAACAUCACAAACUGUCAAAAAUAUCAAAUCAUACUUUUGAUAUAUCUAAUUCAAGCAUACCAUCCAAACAUGAUAUUGAGCAAACGAUUAACAAAUCCUUUGAAUACGUACUUCAACUCAUAAGCCCAUUGAAAAUUAAAGGUUUUGUGAAAGAUGAUGGGAACGCAAUAACACUGAAAGCGCUGAGUGAUACCGUUUCACGUCAGCUGGAUAGUUUUUGGUCAAAAGAAAUCGAAUUAAACGAUACUACUGAUGAUUCAAGUACGGAUACAGACGCCAUCACACCAGAUAGUUCGGACAACAAUUGUGACGACGAUGCAAUAGAAUUAGAUGAAGAACAAGGCAGCAUUAGAACUUCUAGCACAUCAGGUUUUCAAGGAAUACGAGUAUUUGACAAUGUGAAACAAGAACGUGAACAUACGUACUUCAAAGUGAGUAUCAACAAUCAAACAAAAUUCUUGCACAAGCAAACAGCCACAUGGCUUAUGGAAAAAGAUAAGAACUCACUAUCUGCCGACAGAGUAUCACGUUUCAGAGGUGUAUAA
Adineta ricciae is the source of this 2547-nucleotide messenger RNA. Lineage: Eukaryota; Metazoa; Rotifera; Eurotatoria; Adinetida; Adinetidae. The record is from the annotation of a GenBank genome assembly.